AUGAACGUAAAUAUUCUUCAUCAUGAUGAUGUCAGACGCACUGUGAGUGUUACGCGUGAUGUCCUAAACCUGAUCAGCUUAUGGCCAUUGCUUGGCAAUUCGUCUACUGGUAGAAUUAUUCAGACAAAGAUACUCAAGAUUCUGUUUCAGGCUCUACUCUAUUUCAUUUUUGUGCCGGGCAUACUUAAGAUGUUCCUCAAGGAAUCAAAUACGCAUCGGCGUAUCAAGAUGAUUGGUCCUAUGUGCAACUGCUUCAUGGCGGUACUAAAACAUACAUUGUUGAUUUAUCGAAAUGAUCAAAUCAAAGAUUGCAUCGAGCACAUCGAGAAAGACUAGAGCAAAGCGAGUCUGAUAGGAGAUCGCAAAAUCAUGAUAAACAAUUCGAAAAUCGGACGCAGCCUUGCGAUCAUCUGCGUAGCCUUCGUAUAUGGCAGCGGAUUUUCGUAUCGCACAAUCGUGCCAUUAUCUCGCGGAAUCAUCAUCACGCCGCAAAAUGUGACAAUCAGACCGAUGAGAUUUGAUGGUUAUUAUGUAUACGUCGAUCCACAGAAGACGCCAGCUUACGAGAUUAUCUUUUCAAUCCAGUUUCUCUCCGGGUUUGUGCAAUACUCGGCAACCAGCGGAGCCUAUAGCUUGGCGGCUCUUCCGGUGUUGCUUGCCUGUGGUCAAUUAAAAAUUCUCAUCACUAAAAUGGAGGAUAUCACGCAGGCUAAGAAUUUCUCUGAUAAAUAUGCCAGGGGGAAAUUGGCAGCUGUCGUCAGACAGCAUAUUCAAAUAAAGAGUUUUUUAAGCAAAGUAGAAGAAAUUUUGCAAUAUAUAUGUUUGGUGGAAGUAGUCGGCACAUUCAUCUUGUUUCUUCUUGGAUAUUAUAUAAUACAGGAGUGGGAAAAUAAUGAUGCAGUAUCUAUGCUAACAUAUACUACACUUCUUUUAACAUUUAUUUUUAAUAUCUUCAUACUAUGUUUCAUUAGUGAACUUCUCACAGAUCAGAUAUUGAUCGAUGAUUCACAAAGAUCACUUUUUACACUCGACUGGUAUCGAAUUCCACAUAAAACUGCUCGCGGUCUUGUUUUGAUAAUCGCGAUGUCUAGCAUUCCCAUUAAAAUUACUGCGGGAAAAUUUAUGGAUCUAUCUCUAAAUAGUUUCGGUGCUAUUAUACGAACAUCCGUGGCAUAUCUAAAUAUAUUACGGACAACUAAUAUGUAA
Atta colombica is the source of this 1206-nucleotide messenger RNA. RefSeq lists its product as uncharacterized. Gene Ontology annotation, cellular component: plasma membrane. Gene Ontology annotation, biological process: detection of chemical stimulus involved in sensory perception of smell; sensory perception of smell. NCBI's taxonomy places the organism in Eukaryota, Metazoa, Arthropoda, Insecta, Hymenoptera, Formicidae. Gene Ontology annotation, molecular function: olfactory receptor activity; odorant binding. The record is from RefSeq and is a predicted model, not a curated record.